Messenger RNA from Pyrus x bretschneideri (Chinese white pear), 1083 nucleotides. Its product is annotated as transcription factor BEE 3. The transcript has 6 exons. The record is from RefSeq and is a predicted model, not a curated record. Bases 78 to 872 code for a protein of 264 amino acids. Gene Ontology annotation, molecular function: protein dimerization activity; DNA-binding transcription factor activity. NCBI's taxonomy places the organism in Eukaryota, Viridiplantae, Streptophyta, Magnoliopsida, Rosales, Rosaceae. Gene Ontology annotation, biological process: regulation of DNA-templated transcription. Gene Ontology annotation, cellular component: nucleus.
CCCACAUUAUCCAAAAACCCAAUUGAAGCCAUCAAGCAGCGGAUUCUGCAAAUCCAAAAAAAAGAAAAGAAAGACCAAUGUCUGAAUUCACAGAAGAUUUUCAAAGCAUUAAACCUUCAUUUCCUUUCUUAGAUAUUGACCCAAACAUGGAACUAGUAAACCAGUUUGCAGAUCAAUUCAAUAUUCCAAGUGUCAUGGAAUAUCCAAGCUUGAAUUUCCACACCUACAUGCCCUUCUCAAACGACAGUUGCUUGUUCAGCAAUCAAGAACCCGAGUUCCCUGCCGGAAACAUGGUCGAAAACUUUCCAAAAUUAGAAGUUCAUCAGAUAGUUGCGGAUGGAAAUGAAAGCAAGAAGAGAAUAGCAGUGGAUGAUGCAUCACAGAGCAGCUCUGGAAUCUCUACUCCCCCAGUUUCCGAAACCGGGAUUACGCGAAAAAAUAGCGCAGGAAGAGGAAAGAGGGUCAAGAGCAAUGAGAAGGAAGAUGAGAAACCAAAGGAAGUUGUUCAUGUUAGAGCCAGGAGAGGGCAAGCUACUGAUAGCCACAGUCUAGCAGAAAGGGUUAGAAGAGGAAAAAUCAAUGAAAGACUGAGAUGUUUGCAAAAUAUUGUCCCAGGGUGCUCCAACAAGACGAUGGGAAUGGCGGUAAUGUUGGACGAGAUAAUUAACUAUGUUCAGUCCUUGCAGAACCAGAUUGAGUUCCUAUCUAUGAGGCUGGCUGCAGCAAGCUCUUUCUAUGACUUCAACUCAAGUACUGAUGUUACGGAGACAAUGCAGAUAGCAGCAGAGUUGGAGAGAUUGAAGAGAGAAGCUGCAGGAUAUGGAGGGUUUGGUGCUAGUUUCCAAUCAACAUCUUCAAGUUGGUCCCCCUGAGACUUGAACUCUGGCUGAUGUUACUGGAUGCCAAACACAUGAAGAUGCUCUCUCUCCCAUGUCCUACUCCUACAGUUCAGAUGUUAUGAUUUUUGUCCCCACUUCAUGUUAUAUAUGUCUGGCACAAGUGGAAAAUCAAAACUUGUAAAACCCUAAUUUGUAUGUUGGGAAAUUUAUUGAGAUUAAUACAAGGCACACGGUCAAAACUUUC